AUGGAAAAGUCAGGAUUCACGGACGACAAGGUCCAGCCUGCGCCCAAUGCAGACUUCGACGAGUACGAUGUGAACCCUAAAGCAGAAUUCGAGCUCAACGUCGGCGGUCGCGCCGCGCUGCAGCGUCGCCUACGGAAUUACCAGGUCACCAUGAUUGGAUUCUGCAGUGGAAUCGGUACUGGUCUGUUCGUCGGAACGGGUUCUGCAUACGCCAAAGCCGGUCCCGCUGGUUUGCUGCUCGCUUACAUUAUUGUCGGAGGUGUGCUGUGGUGUGUGAUGCAGAGCAUCGCCGAACUCGCAACUCUUUUCCCUACCGCCGGAUCUUUCCCUCACUGGGCGACUCGAUUUAUUGACCCGGCUGUCGGUUUUUCGCUCGCUAUUUCAUACGGAUACUGUUAUACAAUCGCUAUCGCCUCGGAAGUGUCCGCGGCUGCGGUCAUUGUGUCAUAUUGGACGGAUAUAACGCCUGCAGUCGUGAUCACGGUCGGAUUGUUGCUGAUUCUGGCCAUCAAUUUGCUGAGUGUACGAUUCUAUGGUGAAUCAGAGGUCAUUGGAGGUGCCGUAAAGGUUCUUUGCUUCCUCGGCUUGGUGGUCGUCUCGAUCGUCAUUACUGCAGGUGGCGGUCCCAACGGCGAUGCCAUCGGCUUCCGCUACUGGAACAACCCUGGGCCGUGGACCAACUACAAUGGCAUUACAGGCCCGCCAGGCCACUUCCUUGGUUUCCUGUCCUCUUUCGUCAAUGCCUCAUUCAGUUUCAUCGGUGUCGAGUGUGUGGUCAUCACAGCAUCCGAAUCGGUUGACCCCCAUCGCGCGAUCCCCAAAGCCGCCCGCCGAGUCACCUACCGAAUUGCCUUCUUCUACAUUCUCGGUGCUUUCCUCAUCGGCCUGAUUGUGGACCCCAGAGCCUCCGGCCUGACUUCCGGCUCCGACAACGCCAACAGCUCGCCUUUCGUUAUUGCUAUUUCCAAUGCUGGUAUCAAGGCACUCCCUUCUAUUGUCAAUGCGUGCAUUCUGAUUGCCGCUUGGUCGGCCGGUAACUCUUACUGCUGGGUCGGAUCGCGCAUGAUCGUCGCCAUGACCACCGACCACCAACUCCCCCAGUUCUUCGGACGCGUCGACAAGCACGGUGUGCCAUAUGUGGCUGUCAUCACUGCUUGGCUCUUCGGUCCAUUGGCAUAUCUGAGUCUUGGCACCGGCGGUGCCGCUCAGGCCUUCACCUGGCUUCUGAACCUUAGCACUGUCGCAGGUUUGAUUGCCUGGGCCACCCUCUGCUUCUGCUACAUUCGGUUCUAUGCCGCAAUGAAGAAGCAGAAUGUUCCCCGAGACACAAUUCCAUGGAAGGCACCUCUUCAACCUUAUGCCGCAUGGGUGGGAUUCAUUGGUUCAACCAUUAUUACUUUGGUGGCCGGUUUCCCCGUGUUCUUGAAGGGUAAUUGGAACACAUCCGACUUUGUUGCUUCGUAUGUCGGUAUCCCCAUCUUUAUCGUUCCCAUCAUUUGUUGGAAGCUCUGGCACGGCACGAAGUUUGAGCGUGCUGCCAACAUCGACUUAUGGUCGGGACGUCUUCAAGAUGGGGAGAUCAUGCCACAUGAAAACCCGCACAACAGUGCGUGGAGAAAAUUCGUCGACUGGCUGUUUUAA
Penicillium antarcticum is the source of this 1641-nucleotide messenger RNA. RefSeq names its product putative amino acid permease. Gene Ontology annotation, cellular component: membrane. The transcript has a single exon. Gene Ontology annotation, molecular function: amino acid transmembrane transporter activity. The record is from RefSeq and is a predicted model, not a curated record. The coding region runs from base 1 to 1641 and encodes 546 amino acids. NCBI's taxonomy places the organism in Eukaryota, Fungi, Ascomycota, Eurotiomycetes, Eurotiales, Aspergillaceae. Gene Ontology annotation, biological process: amino acid transmembrane transport.